This is a messenger RNA of Aptenodytes forsteri (emperor penguin), 5405 nucleotides long. RefSeq names its product neutral cholesterol ester hydrolase 1 (gene NCEH1). The record is from RefSeq and is a predicted model, not a curated record. Gene Ontology annotation, molecular function: carboxylic ester hydrolase activity. The transcript has 5 exons. Gene Ontology annotation, cellular component: membrane. Lineage: Eukaryota; Metazoa; Chordata; Aves; Sphenisciformes; Spheniscidae. The coding region runs from base 1 to 1131 and encodes 376 amino acids.
AUGGUCCGCGGAGCUUCACAAGUCCCACAGCAGAGCAUGCUGUGUCACCUGAUUCACUAUCUGAGACUCAGCCAUCACCUGAUAGUUCUGAAUUACUUGAUUUGUACCUUUGACAAGCUGAAGUCUGUCUCCUCUGAAGACAUUAACAUCACGGAUGCUAUUUUUGACGGUGUGGAAGUCAGAGUGUUUGAACCUCCUGCAAAGCAAGAUGAAAGGCUCAAGCGCAGCGUUGUUUACAUCCACGGAGGGGGCUGGGCCUUAGCAAGUGCAAGAACAAGCCUUUAUAACAAUCUCUGCAGAAUCAUGGCUGAAUCUCUCAACGCUGUCGUUGUCUCAGUUGAAUACAGGCUGGUACCAGAGGUGUGCUUCCCCGAGCAAUUCCAUGAUGCUUUUCGUGCUACUAAGCAUUUUUUGCAGCCUGAUGUCUUAGCUGAGUAUUCAGUUGACCCAAGCCGAAUUGCAAUUUCUGGCGAUAGUGCAGGAGGAAAUUUGGCAGCUGCUGUGUGUCAGCAGCUUAGCAAAGAGGAGCAUUUGACCAUCAGACCAAAACUGCAGGCCUUAAUUUAUCCAGUCCUUCAGGCAUUUGACUUCAAUACACCUUCUUAUCAGCAAAACAUGAAUAUGCCCGUUCUUCCUCGUUAUGUCAUGAUCAACUAUUGGAUAGAUUAUUUCAAUGGUAAUUAUGACUUGGCUCACUCACUGCUGAUUAACAACCACACUGCUCUUGACGUUGGCCAAGCUGUCUCUUUCAGAGGACGUCUGAACUGGACAUCUCUACUGCCUUCAUCGUUCAAAAAGAACUACAAGCCUGUAAUACAAACCACAGGCAAGGCUGAAAUCAUCCAGGAGAUACCAGCUCUGCUUGAUGUACGAGCAGUCCCACUCCUUGCAGAAAAUGAAACUCUGCAGCUGCAGCCAAAGACUUACAUCCUGACCUGUGAGAAUGACGUCCUGCGAGAUGACGGGGUGAUGUACGCCAAGCGCCUGGAGAACGCCGGUGUGGAAGUCACGCUCGAUCACUUCGAUGACUGCUUUCAUGGCUGUAUGAUAUUCACCAUUUGGCCUACUGAUUUCUCUGCAGGCAUUCAGACCAGAAACAGCUAUAUAAAAUGGCUGGAUGAAAACCUCUGAAGAAAGAGACUCUCUAGAAGACACAGGGUACUCAACUCUGGUGUCUGUUCUUGCAAAAGAGCAAACAAUGAAAAAGUGCACUUUUCCAAAUUCAGACUUCAUCGGUUCAGCUGCAGCUGCUGCGGGUUACAGACCACUAACUACAGCAUUCACUAGCUCGUUUGGCCUUGCCCAGCAAAGUAUUUUGAGAAAUACUUUUUCAAACUUUGAUUCCCUCCCCCCCCCUUCUUUCAGAUGAUAAUUGCCAAACAUAAACAAGCGUUGAGCAGGGAGAUCAGCAUUCCUGUAGCAUUCUUAACUGGCUGCAACUUUCAAGCUUUGACUCUUAAUUGGGCACAAAGGCCACGAUUUUCAAAUGAUGUGAGGUAAAGCCAAACACCUACAUCUACAUCUGAAUAUGUAAAAAUGGGAGCUCAACAGCGGUGAGCACUUGAUGUCAAAAAAAGUGUGAGCGCUCUCACCUUUGACAGCAGAGCUAUGCAUUUGAAUGUCAAGCAUGGAUUUAGGUGUUGGCUUUCAGGCACAUAGACAAAUGGCUUAUUUAAAUUUGAAAAAAAAAGUUCUUCUAGGCAGUUAAGAUGAUGCUAGACAAGUCUCCUAGCAAAACAUGUAAUUCAGCUUUGGAAUUUGAUCUUUAUUGCCUUUUAGUUAUUUAUAUUUUAUAAAAGCACAGGACUAAAUAUAUUUUCAAUAAAAGGUAUUACAGCAUACAUACAAAUAUAUAGGAUAAAAUACUAUGUGUAGCAGCAGAAUGCAGGUUGUUUAUGUGAGCUUCAAAGCUGACUACUUACUUGGCUCAAGAAUGUGACUUCGGCAGUGUUUAAAGCCUCAGCUUCACGACCUCCUUACAGAAAAUACUGAGCGUACUAAAAAAAAAAUCUACUAUGUGGUUUGCACUAAUGUUUGUAAUAAUAGUAGUUUUUGUUCAUUGACUUUUCUUUUGUGCUUGUAGUGUUUAUUAUAUUUCAUGCUUCCUGGAAGGAGGGAAGCAAGCAAAUAGAAGUGGGCUCUAAUCUAUAUGGAAGAUUUAAAUCUGAGCUUUGCAGCUAAACUUUGUCUUGGAGACUGACCCAAAACGCUAGGUAAGAUGAUCUCACUGUUGUGCAACAAAUCUCUACAGUUUGAGCCAGUCUGUAAAUUCCAGACAAGCAGGACAGGGAAGCGAAACAACUUGCGGCAGUGUAUGUUGUCCAGGAUGCUUACUGCUUGCAGAAAUGAAGGUUGUGUCAAAAGCCCAGUGUUUCUAGGCAAAGAGGAGAGAAUGGCUGUCCCACGACUAAACUAGUGGAUUAAAUUCGUCCUCAGCUUUACCACAGACUUCCUGUGGGACUGCAGGAGAAUAACUUAAUCUCCUUACGCUUCACUUUCUUCUUCUGCAAGAGAGGGAGCAGUAAUUUCCUACCUCACAAAGGAGCUGUGAAGCUGAAUCCACAGGUGUUGGUGAAGCACACGGAUGUGACGGUGACUGGCAGGCACUGAACAGCUCCCGUAGCUUUUGACUUUCCAUCCUUCUCUAACAGCUGGCUCCGAGCAGCCAGCCCCAUGGUGGGUGGUGCUGCUAGGCUGCGGGUCCUCCUGGGCAGUUAGCUCAUCUCUGUCCUGGCUCCUGUGAAAGUACCGUAAGGUGAGGCUUCUUGGCUGUUGGGAGAUCAUGACAAAGGCACUUUCAUUAGAGCGUUUCUUAUGGCAGGAUUCUGAAAAGUUCUUUAAAAAAAAAAAAGGCACUGGUAGAUCAAACUGCCUUCUAUCAUUUAAAAUAUAUACAGACCAGUCCGCUUUCACUGGUAUUUAAAUAAGAGAAUGGCUUGGCUGAAUCAUUGCUUCCUAGAAACAUCAGGUUGUUAAUGUGAUCGUAUGUAUUAAGAAAAGCUAUUAAUGAGACAAGGCCUCAAUGUAGACUCAGUCAUGCAGGCUGAAACUCAUUUCUGGGCAUAGGUUCACACAGAGGUCACAAGCCAAAGCUUUUUCAACAGUGGCUCAGAUUCUUCUUGUUACAAAGACUCAGUGGAAUUAGAGCGGCUGAGUGACAAUCUGAAUCGGAAUAAAUUUCGGUCAAGAUACCCAGUUAACACUGCGGAAGAAUUCAAACUUUUUUUCUGGAUUUAAACCCUCUUUCCUCCUUUUCCCCCAUAAACAGAACUUCAGUAGAUAUAAUUUACACUUAGACAGCAACGAAAGUUAUGUCCAUUCUAAAGACAAAUUACUAAUCUUGAAGAAGGGUCUGCUCCAGUGUCCUUUCCACUGUAUGGAGACAGCUCCAUGUACUUGACUUUAGACCAUGACUCACAAAGUAAAAAAAUACCGUUACGCUGAGUUGUAACAACAGACUUCUUCCUGGUUUUCCCACUUAAAGAGUAAACCCAUGUCAGAAAAGAUGUAAUUUAUAUCCACCUGCCAUCAUUAAAAGAUAGUAGGAACUAUAGUACUGGAAAAAAAGUGGUUAAUGUUCCUAUAAAUUCUAUAAUAAUUAAGUUUGCCUGAGAGCUGUCUGCAAAGCUUUAGAUCAGCAUUUGUUUAUAUCUAAGUUAUAAAUAUCUGCUAGGAAACUAUAAUAUAAUUACUGCUAGUUUGUUUUUUUUUUUAACUGAAACGAAAUGGAGAGCUGGAAUAUAUAUUCAUGGAGUUGGUUGUAAAUUUCCUUUAUGCACUGAAGCACAUUAAAGUCUUGGCACAAGAAAUGGUAGUAAGUAUAUAACUGGACUGAAUGUGUUUACUAAGUCACCACCAGCUUGACGCGACAUCCAAGAUCACAGCACAACUUGGAUGAGAUAUUACAGUAUUAACUAGUUCUGUCAAAAUAUCUUGACUAAUUUUAUCAUUCAGCUAUAUGGUUUAAGUACGUGAUAGCUGCAAAGAUAUGUGACAGAUCCUGUAACGGACGGAUAACAUAUAAAAAGAGGUCUGAGUUCCAGGUAUAAAAAAGCCUUUUAGUAUAUAGCCACACAAGACACGAGUAAAAUUCAGUGUAAACCUUGAAGUAAGUGUUAGUCCAAAUUCAUCUUUCCUCCUACUUUGCUUUGUUUUCCUUUGCACACAGUUCCCGUGCCUGAAGUUGAAAGUUUAGGGUUGUUUCCAGCUGAGCUACUGCAAGCUCCUAGAAACAGAGCACUAACGCAGCUGAGAGCUCAGCCGGGGCCGGCAGGCAUGGUUACAGAAAGCUGGUGCCUGAUAGCAAGAGAUUAAGAUUAAUGAGUGUUACAACACCUCGAUUUGUUCAUGUGUUUACUCCUACAUCUCCUGAAGUGUUUCCUCGGGCAUACCCAGCACCUUCAUUCCUUGGCUAUUUCACAAAGCAGUUCAGGGCACUUUGCAUGUUGUAGGAUCAGAUCAAGUAUUUGUAACAAUAUUUCACCUGUGCACAGUAAAAAGUCUUCUAAAAGAAGAUAGUCAAUAAAUUUGUUUACUUAUCUUUUCACGAAAUCAACAAGUGUGGCUAACUACGUUUUGAAGAUUGCUUUUUUUUUCCCCCCGCUCCUACAGUUAGACACUAUCUAUCCAUUGCAAGAAUAUCUUGUUUCUGAUGGCCGUCAAAGCAUUCAAAUGUAAGCUUUAAAAAAAAAAAGCUCACGUAACAGAACCUAUAGCCAUUUGUAUCCUACUUUCAUAGACCUAGGAACUAUAUUAGCAGGUCCCCAGUAUUUUGGCCGAUAUUCACAGGAAUAAAUAGAGGUUUUGUCUCCCUAGCUUAAGAUUUCUUAAAGGAUGGGUGUUCGGCAUUUCUGAAAACUCAGACCUGUUUAAAGAUGUUUCAUGGUGCAUAGAAAUCAUUAAUAACUUGAAUUUCCUAACCAUCUAAGUGAUUCCAAAAUUGCAUCCCUAGCCAAAGCAGAAAGGCCAUUGUGGGUUUAAGUCCUACAAACUAAAAAGAAAUGCUUUAUCUUUAAAACAUUAUUUUGUAGUGUUUGGGCCUCUAUAUUUUUUAAUUAGGUGCAUCAUGGGCAUAUUUUUUAAACUUUUACUAAACUUUAUUAGAAACUUUUUCAAAUAAACAUAUUAGAAGUAAGUUAACCUGUCUUAAACCUUUUAAGCUGCUAUGAUCUGUAACAAUGAUGUUGAAAAAACCAAAACCAGCUGCUUUAAUGUUUUCUUAUUUAUGAUGUUUAAAACCCCAAAGUACAACAUACUUGAUGAAUGCAUUCAAUAUCUUAUGCAUGACCGGGUUUUUUUUGCUUCUUUCCCAGUGCAGGGGAAAGAUCUUGCAAGAUCUAAUUAGCAACUGUGAUUGAAAUGUGCUAUCAAAAUGAAGAACAAAUAAAUAAAGUGAAAUAUAUCUG